AUGUUGAUCUUUCCCGACGAUGACGUCAUCAUGCCACUUGGCUCCCCCGAUUCCGGACCCGCCGGUUCGGAGCCCGAGGAAAAACCGAACCUCCUCGUGUUCCCGGACCAGGACCCCGCGGACUCGAACACCACCUCAGCCGUGGCGGGGCCCGCUUCGAUCGACGACGAGCGGAGGCGGAGGAGGAUGAUAUCGAACCGGGAAUCGGCGCGGAGGUCGAGGAUGAGAAAACAGAGGCACCUAGAAAACCUAAGGAACCAGGCGAACCGGCUCAGGGCCGAGAACCGCGAACUGAGCACCCGGCUGCGGUUCGUCUCGUACCACUCGAACCGGGUGCGGACCGACAACGAGCGGCUCCGGUCGGAACACACCAUGCUCCGACACAAGCUCUCGAACAUUCGCCAGAUCCUCACUUUCCGCCAGCUCACCAACCAGUUCGCCGUCGCCACCUCCGCAUGGCCGUGCAAUAACAUUGUCCACCCUACCGCCGCCGCCGCCGCCGCCGAACAAUUCCCCUCAUUAAUCGCCUCAUGA
Molecule: messenger RNA, 534 nt
Organism: Linum tenue
Lineage: Eukaryota; Viridiplantae; Streptophyta; Magnoliopsida; Malpighiales; Linaceae
Source: the annotation of a GenBank genome assembly